AGUUGUAGGUAUCGCGAGACGUGAGCUGUAACCGGGACCAAACAGGAAGACGAUGGCAGACGUGUUCGGUGGAAUAGAGGGUGGCGGGACCCACUCUAAAGCCGUGUUGCUGUCUGGAGACGGGAAGGUCCUGGCAGAGUCAGCCGGAGCCUGCACCAACCACUGGCUGAUCGGGGUGGACAAAUGUCUGGAAACCAUUAACGACAUGGUUCAGAAAGCCAAGAUCAAGGCAGGACUAGAUCCAAACACUCCGCUACGCACACUGGGAAUGUCUCUGAGCGGAGGUGAGCAGAAAGAUGCCAUCGACAACCUGAUCACUGUUAUGAAGGAACGUUACCCCAGUCUCAGCCAGCACUACUUCAUCACCACCGACGCCAUUGGUGCCAUGGCAACGGCCAGCGAUCGUGGAGGCGUCGUCCUCAUAUCAGGGACCGGAUCUAACUGCAAGUUGGUCAAUCCUGAUGGCUCUCAGCUCGGCUGUGGGGGCUGGGGUCACAUGAUGGGCGAUGAAGGCUCAGCUUUCUGGAUCGCUCAUUUGGCCGUGAAGACUGUGUUUGACGCUCAAGACAACCUGGUGGCGCCUCCUUAUGACAUCACAUGGGUUAGAGAAGCCAUGGAUGAGUACUUCCAGGUGUCGGAUCUGAUGGGAAUGCUUCCACACCUCUACAGGAACUUCCAGAAGUCCCACUUUGCUGGUUUCUGUAAGAAGCUGGCUGAAGGUGCUGAGGCUGGGGAUGCUCUCUGCCAGCAUGUGUUCGCUCAGGCUGGCAGAGUUCUGGCUAAACACGUAGAAGCAGUUUUACCUGCAGCUCAACCGGCGUUAUUAAGGUGUGAGCGCGGCCUGCCAGUCCUGUGUGUGGGCUCCGUGUGGAAGAGCUGGUCUCUCCUGAAGCUGGGGUUCACAGAGGUUCUGGAAAAAGCUGCAUCAUCAGACAAGUUGAAUGACCGUUUCCAUGGCUACAGCCUCCUGAUUUUACGGCAGUCCUCUGCUUUGGGCGGAGCUAGCCUCGGGGCUCAGAGUUUAGGUUCCUCCAUCCGUAUGGAUUACUCCACCAACGCUGAUGUCUUCUAUCAGCACACCUUCAACAGCGGAUAGUGACUAAAGCACCAGGCCACUUUAGAAUUACUGGAGCUCAUAACUCUUUCAAUCAGGAAUGAUUUUGCACGUGAUUUGAUCCCAGGUUUCUUUUUUAAAGAUUGUUUUAUCUUGGCAGCUUCUUUAACAAGAACUGGUGGGACCUGAAGUUUACUGUUCAAAAUUUUAUACACUAUUGGUCAUUUAAACUGGUGAUUUACAAUAAAAAUACUGGUGAUUUGCAGAAA
Nothobranchius furzeri (turquoise killifish) is the source of this 1323-nucleotide messenger RNA. RefSeq names its product N-acetylglucosamine kinase (gene nagk). Lineage: Eukaryota; Metazoa; Chordata; Actinopteri; Cyprinodontiformes; Nothobranchiidae. Gene Ontology annotation, molecular function: N-acetylglucosamine kinase activity. The record is from RefSeq and is a predicted model, not a curated record.